AUGAAGCUGUUAGUUGCUAUCGCCUUCUUCGCCGCUGUUGCCUACGCCGCUCCCCCUCUUCAACCCGAGGGCUCCGUUCUCGUCAAGGAGGUACCCUCCAACAAUAUCGGCCUGGGUGGCUAUAAUUAUGCCUAUGAACUUUCUGACGGACAAACCAGAGAGGAGAACGCUGAACUGGUGAACCCGGGAACCGAGAACGAGGCACUCGCUGUCCGCGGUAGCUUCUCAUGGGUGGACCCACAGACCAACGUCAGAUACUCUGUCAACUAUGUUGCUGACGAGAACGGUUUCCACCCACAAGGCGAACACAUCCCUGCUUGA
Messenger RNA from Habropoda laboriosa, 321 nucleotides. Its product is annotated as flexible cuticle protein 12-like. Gene Ontology annotation, molecular function: structural constituent of chitin-based larval cuticle. The transcript has 2 exons. Gene Ontology annotation, cellular component: chitin-based extracellular matrix. The record is from RefSeq and is a predicted model, not a curated record. The coding region runs from base 1 to 321 and encodes 106 amino acids. Lineage: Eukaryota; Metazoa; Arthropoda; Insecta; Hymenoptera; Apidae.